Saccostrea cuccullata (small rock oyster) is the source of this 3668-nucleotide messenger RNA. RefSeq lists its product as uncharacterized. The record is from RefSeq and is a predicted model, not a curated record. The coding region runs from base 1 to 3252 and encodes 1083 amino acids. Lineage: Eukaryota; Metazoa; Mollusca; Bivalvia; Ostreida; Ostreidae. The transcript is spliced from 10 exons.
AUGCACUCUGUAGGUGAAGAUGAGCCCGAUUGGGCCAAGGAGGGAGCUAGGAGGUGGGUCUCUCCAGAUUCAAGGCGGGGGAUUGGUCUUGUAGAGGACAGCAAGUACGUAGGCGAUUACGACGUGUGGAAGACAGGGAUAUCAGAUGAGUUUUCCACACUGACUGCUGACGAGGUGUGUGUGUUAUUCUGUUUUCUGUGUUCUGACUCCGGUCCUCCUGACCUUACUGACACAGAGUGGCUGGACUUGCUUAAUGAGAUACGACAGUUAGUGAACCAUGAAUUUAAUUUAGUAACACGUGAGGAAGCACAGCAGACUCUGGACAGACUGAAGUCACGUGAUUUCCUCUGGGAAGAUCGGGACAAGAUAACGAAGGACACAAAGGAUGAGACAAUGUAUAGGAUAACUUCAAUACACAGUUUUAUACCAUUCUAUUACAGUAGUUAUGACACAGCCAGUGUGUACCUGAGAUCACAGAGAUACAACAGAAAACCUGGAGAGAAGUGUGGCAUUAGUAGUUUUAGUUACUGUGAUUCCUUACUGAUACUCCGUCUACAGAUGAACAUUCUGACUCACGUCACCAUGGAGGACACCAGUAUAUAUGAUAAAAUAUACCAGAUAUUGAAUAUUCCAUACAAUAUACUGAACGAGGAUGAGGAUAAAAGGAAACAAUUACUAAUGGAUCUAAGAAGAGGAGGGGAGGCUGUACAUUACAGAGGAAGAUCACAUGACAGUGUAGAUCACGUGACGUGGCUCUGGAGAUACGGGAUAGAAGCGAGACCUGACAUCGUGGUAUCCUGUAUAGGUCUACAUCCACAUAAUGAUAUCUACAUCAUUGACAACAGACCUUACAGAAAACCAAGUGAACUUCUUAACAAUCCACCGGAUGUCAGGUGUCUACUGUAUUCUCUGCUGUUAACUGAGAAAUAUCAGCUGAAUCUCAGUGAACAAUCACACAGAGUCAUAAGGGACAAAAUCAGAGACAGAUAUUUUCCUGAUGUUACUGAUGACGGCUUAGUUCAUUUUCCUGAAGGAUUCACAGAAACACAUAAUGGUAUGAUAACCUUUAUAUCAGACGAUAUCCGACAUGACGUCAUGUACGCCUUUGUUACGGAGUGUCUGGUGGAGGACAGUGAUCUGGAGUUCUUCCUGACCACGGCGUCACGUGACGUGAUAUCAGAAUACUGCCGGUCCUGGGAUUAUGAGAGGAGUGAGGGAGAGAGAUGUCUGUAUGUUCCGGACAGACCGGAGAUGUACGACCUCUUUAUAGAUAAACUACAGCUGGACAUCAUCUCACACUUUACCGUGUCUGACGACGGGAUUCAUAACAGUAUCUGUAAACGCUUGGAAGUCCCAGAAGAAAUUCUGAGAUGGGACCAGGAGGCCAGAGAGCGGUAUGUGGAGUACGCUAAGAGAGGAACAAAGACAGUCCACCACGCCCGGGGGAUGAUUGUAGGAUGUGCUGGGGCGGGGAAAACCACGCUACUUAAACGUCUGCUCGGAUGUAGUAAAAAAGUGAUAAAGGAAAUAAAAUCCACAGAAGGAUUGGAGGUGCAUGAGGAAAUAUUCGAUAUAGACGAUAAUACAAAAUUAUUAAAAGUGAAAUCAGCACAUAAGGAUAGCAAAAGUAAAGAAAAUAAUUCCACAAAUGUUGAAACAAAUACUCUGACGAUGUUUGACUUUGGGGGACAGUGUGCGUACUACGCCUGUCACCAGAUUUACCUGACCAGGAGAGCUUUCUAUGUUGUGGUGGUGGACGCCUCUAAACGUCUUGACCAGAAGGUGGAUAAGGAAGUUUGUGAUCAAAAUGGUAGUGUUUUCAGCGGAUGGACAUAUGGAAACUACUUCGCGUUUUGGAUCAGGUCUAUACACACAUACUGUGGUUCUGACAAUGUAAAUGACACCAAACCAACAGUCCUGAUUGUAGCGACUCAUUGGGAAAAAAGUAACAGACAGUAUAAGGAUAAAAAGGAAUUGAUGGGGAGCUUGCAACUUCAAUUCCCAAGAUCAUCUAAAUUAUCACAUUACAUCAGCGACGCUGAAUUUUAUUGUGCAAAGUUUGCUAAACCUCUCAAUGAACUGGAAAAACGUCUCUACAAGAUAGCUUCCGAGCAAAGAUGGAAUGAAAACAUUCCAAUAGAAUGGUUCAAUUUUGGUAUAGAAAUCAAUCAGAUAAAAAUUUCAGCGCGAAUCAUGAAAAUAUCGGAAAUAAAAAAGGAAGUUCCAGAGACUACUGCUCAAGGACAGAAAGGUGAAGAUAGAGUUCUAGUGGGGAAACAUGAUAUGCUGCGUUAUUAUCAUGAUGCUGGAAAAGCUCUUUAUUUUUAUGAAGAAGAUUUGAAAGAUGAAGUAAUAAUUGACGUGCAAUGGUUUGUAGACGCUUUCAAACAUAUCAUCACAGACGAGCUACAUUUCAAAGGUAUUCCUGUAACUCAAGGGGACUGGGAUGAAUAUUACGAGACUGGAAAUUUGCGAGACCGACUUCUUUUAGAAAUCUGGAAACACAAAGAUAGAGAGUUGAGCAAAGACCUUAGGGAAGAAGAAAUAUACGACAUUGUGGGAAUCAAGUUGUUUAAGAAAAGUGGAAAAUAUCUGCAAUACCACAAGGAAUCACUUCUUAAAUUUAUGCAAAGACUUGGUUUGAUGGCUGUUGGUAAGGAAUCUCACUACGUUCCAUGCAUGAAUCGCAAAGAAAUAGAAAAAGGUCUUAUAGCUCGUAUAAAAAAUUCCGAAAGUAAAUCAUCUGUGCUUGUUUAUAAAUUUGAUUUCCUGCCAUUUUUCUUGUUUUUUCGCCUUGUUGUUGCUUCUAUGCAAGAAGAUGGUUGGGAUGUCCUCGAAAAUGAUGGUUUAUCAUGCCUUUACAAAAAUGCUGCCUUGUUUUCGUAUAUGAAAUACAAUAUCGUUUUAUCUGUCUCCGAAGACUCUAUUCAACUUCAAGUAUUUCCUUCAAUGGGAGGAUAUGUUUUGGAAAGAGAAACAACAUGUAGAAUACAAGGAAGAAUAGAGCAAAUGUUGAACAAUCUGGCAAGAACCUUUCACAGAAAAAUAAAGUUUGUUAGAGGAUUCAGAUGUCAAAUGGACGAGGUUGAAACAAUUCCAAUGAAAAUUGAUAAACAUUUUUUACCAGAAACAAGAAUUCUUAAAGAGGAACGUAUAAUGGGUUGCCCUUUGCAUUCAGUUACUGCUCCGCAUAACAUUGAUACCAGUGAACUAAUGCAAUAUUGGGAGCUGAAAAAGGACACAAUUCUUUGAGACUAGAAAUAAUAUGCAACAUUACAAAUUGCUAAGCAUACUAGUAUUUUAAACCAUGUAAUUGGCUGGAAAUGACAGUCAACAACAUGAAGACUUCUACUUUAAAUUGUGUUGCUUUUUUUCAAAUUAAACAACAUCCAUUUGAAUGCCUUGCAAUUUCUCUUCACAUUGUUAGGACAAAUUUGCAUAUAUAUACUGGUUUCCUAUGUAUAAACCUGUGAGAUGUUUACCUUUGUACUUUAUAAACAUAUACUGUAUAUCAUUUAGAAGCUAUAUACAUUAAGCAUUUUCAUUUUAAAGGACAAGAUAGGGUAAAAGCCGAAUCUGGCCCCUUAUUUUAUAUAAAAAUCAUAACACUGUUAAAAUUGUGAUAGUUUGUAGUUAAGAAGUUAAAAUGAUGCUAACUUUAAGACAAG